AUGGCUGAUGCACCUCAAUAUGGUUUUGCCAUCAUGAGUGACGGCAGCGUUCGAGCAGGUGACUGCUCCGGCACAUCCAUCACCCCUGAGAGAGCCCAGCAGAUUCUCAACAGCAGAACCUCUGGGGAAAGCAAGGAUGACAUGAAGGUCCUGCUGGCUCACUUACUCUUUGGUGCCAUGGAAGCUUCUCGCAUGCGCGAAGAUUCUCCAGAUGUCACUGCGGCAUCUUCUCAUGAAGCUGCAGGUGAUCGCUUGGCCAACCUGAAGGGAGAAGGUAAGAAGGAUGGUCGCUCUGUUGGCAACCAGGCUGACCACCACGAGGAAGAGUCAACACCUGCGACUGGGAGCUUAGGGCCAUCCAGUGGAAUCAAGUCCAAGAAGAAGAAGAAUGGCAAGAAGCGCUGUGGUGGUGGCAAGUGA
This is a messenger RNA of Cladocopium goreaui, 420 nucleotides long. Lineage: Eukaryota; Dinophyceae; Suessiales; Symbiodiniaceae. The record is from the annotation of a GenBank genome assembly.